AUGGCAGCCUCAGAUAAGAAUAGUCCCUUGGACUUUACGACAUUCCACAAUGUCAUUAAUAACGAAUUGACCUCGACCGCCGCGACUCGCCAUGGUAUCAACCCAGCCACCGCGGAGCCCAAUCCCGAGGUCCCCGUCGCCACUCAGGAAGAUAUGGACAAGGCAGUCGCAGCUGCCCGCGCCGCUUUCAAGACCUGGUCCAAGACUUCUUUCGAGGAGCGCCGAGCCGCCCUCCACGCCUACGCCAAUGCCAUCGAGGCCAACCUCGACGGGUUCGCCAAGACCCUUACAAUGGAGCAGGGUAAGCCCUUGACUCAAUCUACCACUGAAGUCGGCAUGGCCAGCACCUGGAUUCGCGGGCUUAGCAGCUUCGAGAUCCCUACGAAUGUCAUCGAGGAGACCGAGGAUCGCAAGAUCAUUCAGCGGUACACACCCAUGGGUGUUGCGGGUGCUAUCGUGCCCUGGAACUUCCCAGUCCUUUUGGCUAUUGGCAAGAUUGUGCCUGCUGUGUAUACUGGUAACACGAUUAUUGUGAAGCCAUCGCCGUUCACUCCGUACUGUGGCUUGAAGCUCGUGGAGCUGGCAGCCCGUUUCUUCCCUCCCGGUGUUGUGCAGUGUCUGAGUGGAGACGAAAGCCUGGGUCCCCUGUUUACCGACCACCCCGGUAUUGACAAGAUCUCCUUCACUGGAUCGAUUGCCACGGGUAAGCGUGUCAUGGCCAGCUGUGCUAAGACCCUGAAGCGCGUUACUCUUGAAUUGGGCGGUAACGACCCGUGCAUUAUUUGCGAGGAUGUCGAUAUCGACGCUAUUAUCCCCAAGAUUGGAAUUCUCUCCUAUCUGUGCAGCUCCCAGAUCUGCAUGAUGAUUAAGCGACUCUAUGUGCACGAGAAGAUCUACGAUCAGUUCUUCGAGAAGCUAAUCGCUUUCGUCAAGACUCUCAAGGUCGGCGACGGCACCGAGGCGGACGUCUUCUUCGGCCCCGUUCAGAACAAGAUGCAAUUCGAAAAGGCCAAGGACCUCUUCAACUCCAUCUCUACCGAGAACCUCAAGGCCGUUCUCGGUGGCACUAUCGAGGAAUCAAAGGGUUACUUCAUCCACCCGACUAUUAUCCAGAACCCGCCCGAGAACUCCCGUGUGGUUCAAGAGGAGCCCUUUGCACCUAUCCUCCCCGUUAUGAAGUGGUCUGACGAGAACGACGUGCUCGAGAAGGCUAACGCACUUGAGACUGGAUUGGGUGCCUCGGUCUGGAGUAAGGACUUUGACCGUGCCACUCGUAUCGCGGACCAAUUGGAGUCUGGUGUGGUCUGGGUGAACUCGCACUUUGACGUCGCGCCUAACGCGCCGUUUGGUGGUCACAAGCAGAGUGGUGUUGGUGUUGAGUGGGGUCUGAGUGGUCUUUUGGGAUACUGCAACUCGCAGACGCAGUGGUUGAAGAAGAGCUUCUAG
Molecule: messenger RNA, 1446 nt
Organism: Penicillium cataractarum
Lineage: Eukaryota; Fungi; Ascomycota; Eurotiomycetes; Eurotiales; Aspergillaceae
Product: aldehyde dehydrogenase family protein
Exons: 3
Coding region: 1-1446 (481 amino acids)
Molecular function (GO): aldehyde dehydrogenase (NAD+) activity
Source: RefSeq, a predicted model, not a curated record